AUGUCGAAAAUCAGCCACUCAGACGAAACGGAUGCGGCUCUCAGCGAGAAAAAAUCCCAAAUCAACGACGAUGAUAUCCAACUUCAGCAACUUGGCUUAGAGCCGUCAGAGCUCCGCCGCAAUUUCAACAUCUGGUCGCUCGCAUUCAUGUCGUUCUGCUCCAGUAUCACCUGGGAGGCAAUCUCGUCCACAAUGGCCCAGGGUCUGAUGUCAGGAGGCAGUUCAAGUUUGGUAUGGGGCUUCGUGGCAAGCAGCCUCGGUGCUCUCCUGACUGUUCUCUGCAUCGCAGAGUACUCCAGUAUGAUUCCGACGGCCGGCGGCCAAUACCAUUACGUGGCUGAGCUCUCGCCACCAAAGUUCCAAAGAGUCCUUUCGUGGUAUGCAGGCUGGAUGACGAUGCUUGGCUGGAUUCUAUGCGCACUUGCUGGCAUCUUUGCCACCGCAAUGCAGAUCCAAGCAUGGGCAAUUCUCUUCAGUCCCGAUUACACAUACGAGCGAUGGCACACUGCACUUAUCGUCAUCGGUCUCGCGACAUUCUAUACAUUAUUUGCAGUUUUCGAGGUCAAGAUGCUGCAUCGCUUGCUGUUUGUCGCGAUGUUCGUGCACAUUGUCGGCUAUUUCGCCACAGUUAUCUACCUCUUGGUUCGUGUUAAUCCAAAGAACACUGCUAAGUACGUGUUUACGGACUCCACGAGCUUGAGCGGUUGGGAAAGUCCCGGAAUUAGCUGGCUUAUCGGACUUCUUACCUCUGCAAUCGGUUUUGUAAGCUGGGAUAGUCCGCUGCACAUGUCCGAGGAAAUGAAGCAUGCGUCGCGUGACCUGCCACGAAGCUUAAUCAUCAACAUAGCGUGCAGUGCCGUUCUGACGUUUCCAUGGAUCAUUGGAGUUGUGUUUUGCAUCACCGAUAUCUCCGGGGUUCUAAGCGGCCCUACAGGCACGAUCAGCUUCAUGGCACAACUUUAUUACAACGUGUCUGGUGGCAACAAAGCGGUAACGGUUGGCAUGACACUUUACCUACCUCUGAUGGGCUUUCUUGGCGUGGGGCCCAGCAUCAUGACGGCCACAUCCCGUGUGAUCUGGUCCUUCGCUCACGACGGAGGCCUCCCUCAGGCCAUUUCCAAGGUCAACAGCCGUACAAAGACCCCGGUCCUUUCGCUUUUGAUUACUUGGGCUAUUGUAUGUCUUCUGAGUCUCAUCUACGUCGGCAACGCAACGGCAUACUAUGGACUUUCCAGCGCGUGCACCGUUACGCUCAUUAUCUCGUACGCUAUGCCCAUAUGCAUGGCCGUGUUAUUCGGAUUCAAGCAUUGCAGCUUACCAAAAGCGCCCUUUUCGUUGGGAAAAUACCAUCGGCUUGUCGCCACAGUGGCCCUAGCUUGGUCCCUCUGCCUCAUCAUCAUGAUGUGCUUCCCUACGUAUAAGCCUGUCACCACAACGAACAUGAAUUACGCGUCAGUGGUGGUAUGCGGUGGUCUCGCAGCGGCGACAAUCUCCUGGACUGCAUAUGGCCGGUACAGAUACCAUGGUCUGAUGCAAGCGAUAGAAGGUCGGGCUGAAAGAUAG
This is a messenger RNA of Colletotrichum gloeosporioides, 1563 nucleotides long. RefSeq lists its product as uncharacterized. The transcript is spliced from 4 exons. Gene Ontology annotation, biological process: transmembrane transport. Gene Ontology annotation, molecular function: transmembrane transporter activity. The record is from RefSeq and is a predicted model, not a curated record. The coding region runs from base 1 to 1563 and encodes 520 amino acids. NCBI's taxonomy places the organism in Eukaryota, Fungi, Ascomycota, Sordariomycetes, Glomerellales, Glomerellaceae. Gene Ontology annotation, cellular component: membrane.